UUAGCGGAGCCCCCCGUGAAGCGCUAGACUGACCGGCUGGCUGACAGAUCGAGCUGCUCUUCACAUUUUCUGCUCCCGCUGCUCGCUCAGGUGGCCGCUGCGCCAACUUCAUCUCUGCGCACUGCCAAGUGCUGAUCGAGUGUGUGGAUGUGGAUUAGAGAGCGGUGUCCAACCGUCUGAGGCUGAACACCUGCACGUGGUGGGGGACUGUCUUCUUUUCCUUUACUUGACCUUCAUCCUCCCUCAGCUUCACUUCGCCUGUCAAACGAGCGCGAACGAUGAGCUCCUCUCUUCCCAAAAGCGAGUCGACCACCUCUCUACUGAGAACAUCGGGGCCCCGCCGCAGGUCUGCGCACGGGGAUCAUGGUCCACACGGUCACCGGAGCCACCGCUCUCACCAUCAUCCUUCCGGAGCUGGAGGCAGCGAUGAUGCAGUCAGCAGGGAAGACUGCGAGACCAGUUCGCGGAGACCUCUCUGUCAACCAAGACAUGCCGAUUCUCGGCACGUAAGUGACCAUCGUCGGACGCCGAAAAGUAAUACUCACCGGCAGCAGACUCCCCUGGAUGAUGAUGAUGAUGAUGAUGAUGACUACACUCAGGAGGAUGUGAGGCACAGGACUAGCAGGCACGAGAAAGAGCACAGCAGGUCAUCAAGAUCCAAACGCUCUCAUCAUCACCACCACGACUCCUCUCGAGGUGAGAUGCCCCCUGCUGCGCAUCUGCAGGGCGGAUCCAGGCAUGACAAGAGAGCCUCACCAACCCCAUCUUAUCCAAAAGACCAGGAUGAUGCUGCUUUCUUCUUCGAGCCCAGCGAGAGAGUCGUCACCGGGUCAUCCUCCAGUCUCAGCUCCGACGCACCUGCGACAAGCGCACCUGUCCGGCCAGCACCCAGCCGCAAACCCAAAAGACUGAACGCAGCAUCAUCUGAGUAUGACUCCAGUCUUCAUCCCAUAGUGAAAUCAGUUUUUGGCCAGGACCAGAAGAAGAACUACAAAGCAGUGCAAUCCUGUGAGGAGGGGGGAUCUGGGGGGGCCUAUCUUGAGCCACUAGUAGCCCUGGCCCAGAAUGGAGCCAACAUGCACAACGUACUGGGGCCUGCAUGCAUCUUUCUACGCAAGGGCUUCGCUGAGAGCCGGCAGGCUGAUCGAGAACUGAGGCCAGAAGAAAUGGAUGAACUGCGUGAGGCCUUCAAGGAGUUUGACAAAGACAAAGAUGGGUUUAUUGGCUGUAAAGACCUGGGGAACUGCAUGAGAACCAUGGGAUACAUGCCAACAGAGAUGGAGCUAAUAGAACUGAGCCAGCAGAUCAACAUGAACCUGGGAGGACAUGUUGACUUUGAAGACUUUGUUGAACUCAUGGGGCCCAAACUUCUGGCUGAAACAGCAGACAUGAUAGGAGUGAAGGAGCUGAGGGAUGCCUUCAAAGAGUUUGAUACUAAUGGAGACGGCGAGAUUAGCACAGCAGAGCUUAGAGAAGCCAUGAAAAAACUUUUGGGACAGCAGGUUGGACACAGAGAACUGGAGGAAAUUCUACGAGACAUCGACAUCAACGGAGAUGGACGCGUAGACUUUGAAGAAUUUGUGCGGAUGAUGUCUCGGUGAGUUCCUGGCAGAAAACUAAAAACACAGCCUGGAUCCUCUGCUGGGUUUGGAGGAAAAGGAGCGCAAGUAGCACAGAAUACUGAUGAAUCUUGAACUUCUGAAUCUGUCAAUAAAGAAGACAUGCAAAAAACAUAUCAACCCUGCCCUGAAACUGCCACGCUGAAGCACAAAUGCUGACGACUACAGUCGGGAGCAACACUGUUGAGAAUUAUAUGCUGCUGCUGUUUCCUAGAGCAUAAACAAAACCAAUGGCUGCAUUUCUGACUUUUGCAAAGUAUAUUUUAAAAACAUAUUUUCCUUUAAUGACAACAUUUCUAAUGUUGAUGUGCUUUUUCGACCCAAUGGGUGAAGGGUAAAGCUAUUUUGCUCACCUAUAAAAUACAUGCUAUUAUACUUUAAUAACUGUAGCAAUUAAGAAGAGGCAGCAGUAUGCCAACAAACACCCAAACUAAUAUAGCACAUUCCUUUUUUAAUGCUGACAGUAUCUUAAGCACAAAUACAAAUGGCAAUAUAGAAAUAUGUCAUGUGACCUUGUCAAAGCAGUGUGUUUGUGUUUCGUGCAUACUGUUGUUUCUUUCCACCUUAUGCUGUACAUGUGUUAUGUCACUGGAGACUAUUGUCAAACCCCGAUUAAGGCAAGCCAGUAUUUGUUUGGUAAUUAUGUGUUACGUAGCACAGAUACAGUUCUCAUAACUUUAAUAACAUUUUACCUAUUUUACUGUGAUAAAUAUAUACUAUAUAUAUGUGUGUCAUUGCCACUGUGCAUACGACUGACAGACUCCUUCAAUGGCAACUUGCUAAUCUUGAAGAUAGGCCUUAUUUUUAUAUGUACAGCGUGUUUUGCUAUGGCUGAAUUACUCUGCAAGCAUACUCAGAAUCCAGAAAAGAUGUUUUGACAUUGAGAAAUCAUCUACGCCUCACUGUGUAGGUGUGCGAUCAAACAAAGAGGUAAAUUAUAGCUGGAAGAGGGAUUCAGUCAGUGCUUUUAUUUUUAUCAGCGAGCUUUGAUAAUUGUUGGUUUCUUUUACUGAGUAAAACUGAGUGAACAAAACAUUUCUGAAGUAAAAAAAAAAAAAAAAGAAAGAAAAAGAAUCACACUUGGUGCAAGUACACUUUUACCUUUAAUACCUCAAAAUCAGUCAAACAAUAAACCUCACUCAUAAACUCCCUCCUGGCACAUUCUUAUCUUAAAUACGCUGUAUGGAUAACAGUAUUGGGCCACCCCCACAGCUAUAACAGCCUCUACUCUUCUGGGAAGGCUUUCAAUAAUAUUUUGCAAUAAUAUUUUGGAGUGUUUCUGUGGGAAUUUUUGCCCACUCACCUCACUAUUUCCAUUCUAGUUCAUCCCAAGGGUGUUUAAUGAGAUUGAGGUCAGGGCUCUGUGGGUUCUAACACACCAAACUCAUCCAACUAUGCCUUUAUGGACCUUGCUUGGGCGGACAUUCAUGCUGGAACGCCAAACAGUUCCCACAAAGUUGGAAGCCCAUAACUGUCUAAUAUGUCGUGGUAAGAUGAAGAUUUAGGUUUAAGACCGCAUGGAUAGGCGGUUGAUUUUAUACACCUGUGGCAAUGGCACUGAAAGAAACACUUGAAGAGGUGUAGCCCAAUACUUUUGUCUGUGUAGUGUACCAGUUCCAUUACCUUCAUUAACAAUAUUUCCAAGGGAGCAGUGGAAGCUUCUUUAUGGAAAAAAAAAACGCCAAAGAAAGUUUACAAACACUAUCACGUGAGUCUAAUCCACUUUGGUAAGUAGCUGCAAUAUUUUUCAGAAAUUUGAUGCACUGGAUUACAUUUUCAAAAUGGCUGUGUGAAAUGCCUUCCGUUGUCGGGACAGCUAAAUUAUUUGUAGACUGUUUAUGAAUGGAUGUGAGGGUAUAUGCAUGCUAUUUAAAAAAAUGAAAAUCUUAUGUUGUGAUUUUACUUGUCUUAAUUGUGUGAAACUAUGCAUGCUAAUAAAUUACUGCAAUUUGUAGCAGAAUCCAUAAAAAAUAAAGGUUUUUAUUCCAUCUUGAGAUUAA
Messenger RNA from Archocentrus centrarchus (flier cichlid), 3619 nucleotides. RefSeq names its product calcium binding protein 1b (gene cabp1b). NCBI's taxonomy places the organism in Eukaryota, Metazoa, Chordata, Actinopteri, Cichliformes, Cichlidae. Bases 279 to 1601 code for a protein of 440 amino acids. Gene Ontology annotation, cellular component: cytoplasm. The transcript has 8 exons. The record is from RefSeq and is a predicted model, not a curated record. Gene Ontology annotation, molecular function: calcium ion binding; calcium channel regulator activity.